Drosophila sechellia is the source of this 695-nucleotide messenger RNA. RefSeq lists its product as uncharacterized. The record is from RefSeq and is a predicted model, not a curated record. The coding region runs from base 84 to 527 and encodes 147 amino acids. Gene Ontology annotation, biological process: sleep; positive regulation of voltage-gated potassium channel activity; regulation of synaptic transmission, cholinergic. Lineage: Eukaryota; Metazoa; Arthropoda; Insecta; Diptera; Drosophilidae. The transcript has 3 exons.
UCUUAUAAACGCUCGCCAACUGCCGUGCAGUUAAGGUUUGCUUUAAGUAAUUGUCCAAAAAGUAGUUUCAAAACCUGAAGAAAAUGGUGUCGAGUGUAAAAAUGAUCUUGGCUCUCGCCGUCUUGGCCACCGUAGCCUGCACUGGCUACGCCAUCAAGUGCUAUCAGUGCGAUUCCUUGACUAAUCCCGAAUGUGGAAAGGACAUCAAGUCAGACAGUAGCCUCGUUUUGGAUUGCACCAAGACGGCUCCACCUCGAUUCCUCCAGAACUUCUUCCCAGUUCGCAACGCCACCGGCUGCAUGAAGCAGACCAUCGACAUUCCCGGUAGCCCGCAGAUCGUGAGGUCCUGCUACUUCGGCAACAUCUCCGACACGAAGACUGGAUGCCAGACCGAUCCCAGCCUGACGCUCAACAAGUUGCUGAGCUGCGAGGUUUGCACCGAGGACGAGUGCAACGGAUCCUCCUCCCUGGCCCCCAUCGCCGGAGUCAUCCUCCUGUUCUUUGGCCUGGCCCGCCUGCUGGCCUGAGCGAGAAGCUGGUUUUAGUGCCGCUGAGCUAUCCCAAACAUAUCGAGCUUGCUGAUGAAAAGCCAGCCCCGAGGAGCUGCUUUAGUCACCUUUGAAUCUCUUGUAAUUGUUACACCAUUUUAAACUGUUUUCGCCCACAUUAAACGUCGCUUUAUUUAUGUGAAGAUA